This is a messenger RNA of Lathyrus oleraceus (garden pea), 2064 nucleotides long. RefSeq names its product cleavage stimulating factor 64. Gene Ontology annotation, biological process: mRNA 3'-end processing. The record is from RefSeq and is a predicted model, not a curated record. NCBI's taxonomy places the organism in Eukaryota, Viridiplantae, Streptophyta, Magnoliopsida, Fabales, Fabaceae. The transcript is spliced from 10 exons. The coding region runs from base 218 to 1834 and encodes 538 amino acids. Gene Ontology annotation, molecular function: mRNA binding. Gene Ontology annotation, cellular component: mRNA cleavage and polyadenylation specificity factor complex.
UACAAUCGUAAUUAUUUUUCUUAUAAAUAUACCACCACUCAAAGUAAAAACAUAAAUUCAGCAUUCAUCAAAAAAUCAAAACCGAUAAUAAAAAAGAAAGCGAAAAAUAAACCCUCGCCCAAGAUCGAAACGGAGCGUUUUGGGAACAAAACUUUGGUACUGAGGAGGAAGAAGAUGGAGCAAAGCUUCACCUUCUUCUUCUCUUAUUGAUCGUUUCAUGGCCUCCUCUCAGGCCCAACAUCGCUGUGUCUUCGUUGGGAAUAUACCGUAUGAUGCAACGGAAGAACAGCUUAUUGAAAUCUGCCAGGAAGUUGGUCCUGUUGUUUCUUUCAGAUUAGUUAUUGAUAGAGAAACUGGGAAGCCAAAAGGUUAUGGAUUUUGUGAGUAUAAGGAUGAAGAGACUGCUUUAAGUGCUCGUAGGAAUCUUCAGGGCUAUGAUAUUAAUGGGCGUCAAUUACGUGUUGAUUUUGCCGAAAACGAUAAAGGAAACGAUAGAAAUAAAGAUCAGGGUCGCGGAGGACCAGGAAUGACGCCAAUUGUUGACCCUCAGAAACAAGUCGGCGUCCCAGCCGUCCAAGGGGAAUCUGCUCAAGCAGCUCAACACCAACCUAUUGGUCUUCAUUUUGCCGUAACAGCUGCAGCUGUCAUGACUGCAGCUCUUGGUGGUGCUCAGACUGGCAUCCAGUCAAAUCAAAAUGGUUUGCAAAAUCAGUCAGCAUUGACAAAUGAUCCUUUAACUUUGCAUCUGUCCAAAAUGUCCAGGAGCCAGCUGACUGAGAUAAUCUCUGAGGUUAAGGGAAUGGCUACACACAACAAGGAGUUGUCCCGUCAGCUGUUGCUUUCAAGACCACAGUUGCCCAAGGCUCUUUUUCAGGCUCAGAUAAUGCUUGGGAUGGUCACCCCCUCAAUGCUACAAAUGUCAAAUCUUAGACAAGGUUCAGAUCAAACCUCACAGUUAAUAAAUGAAGGCCACAUUGGUCAGACUCAGCAAACAUUGGCUCAAACUGUGUCUGGUCUACCUCCUUAUGGACAGAGCAAAUUGCAGUCUGGCUUGACACCUUACAUUCAAGAAGGCCAAGCCAAUCCAAGGCCUCCACUGCAGCCUAGACUUCCCCUUCAACAUCACCAAAGCAACCAUUUUGUACAGCCUGGAACAGGGCAGAAUAAUUUAAUGCUUCCUUCCGUACGUCCCCCAACUUUGGGAAGUUUGUCGAUUAGGCCUCCAAUUCAGCCAGUAAAUUCAACUGCGAUGAACCAGCAAAUGCAUGCCUCGUUCCUUCAGCAUCCGGUACGUGUUGGAAGCUCAACAGUCUCGCAUAAUCUUCAAAUGGUUCGUCCAGAUGCAAGCUUUCAGGCUGACCCCUCCAUGUCAUCUGGUACUUCCAAGUUAUUUAGUAAGGAAGGUGAUAGAUCUUCCAAAGCUCCCGAGGAUUGGACCAAAAAUAGUAGUACUUAUUCAAACAUGUCCGCGGGAUUAGAGAAUAUAGGCACGACUCGUGAUAUUCCAGAAUCCUUCACUCGUCCGUUUAAGCUCACUAGAUUGAAUGACGGAAGGAAAUCCUCUCUUGCUUCUGGGACUUCAGAUGUGCCUGUCUCCAAAGGAUCAUCCCAUGUUCUUGGAAGUAGUUUAUUACCUGCACCUGCAGUUCCUAAAGCAGAAGCGCGACACCCUGACCAACAAUCUUCACAGCUUCCAUCUGAUGUGGAGUCUGUUUUGCUGCAACAAGUAUUGAAUCUAACACCGGAGCAAUUGAGUUCCCUGCCACCAGAGCAGCAACAACAGGUCAUCCAACUCCAACAAGCUCUUAAGCGAGAUCAGAUGCAACCUGCAUAACAAACAGAAACCAAGUCUGCCGCAUGUAAAUUAGCAUUUGAUGUAGAUUAGGUUCCGAAAAUGAUAUUCUUUUGAAUAGUAUUUAACUUUUUUAUAUUUGUUUUUUAGUUACAUGUCCAAACAUUUGUUGUUGAGAUGAGGAGCUCUAAAUGAGCGUGUACGAAAUCAUUAGAAGAGAUAUACUGUACAAUAAUAAUAAUUAUGCUCAUUAAAAUUUUGUUUAUUGUGUU